AUGACAGCACCUUCAAUAUCAAAUCAACAGCUUCCACCACCUCCAUAUUCCAAAACAGAUAACCUCCCCACUUCUAAUUAUCAACUGAGUUUAAAUGGUUCAGUGCAGGGUCAAGAUCAACAAGUACAAGCACAAGUACAAGGACAGGCACCGGAGUUGGUUUCUGCAGCAGAGACUUUAACCCUGUUGACAAGGAAUGGCACACCUCCAUCUGAUGCUGAUACAGUGGCCAUGGAUGAUGCACAAUCACCAGUAAUAUUACCCCCAAUACACCCACAACACCAAAGACAUCCAAUUGUAUCUACUGUUUCUAUGGUUGCUAGACACCCAAUAGUGAUGAAUGCAGUUAAAUACUAUGAAACGUCGAAAAGAAAUUAUCCAUCCUUCAAUUAUGCUGCUGGUAUAGUUGAAUCUGCAGCCAUACCCGUUGUCAAUAAUAUUGAAGCCAAAUUAAACACAAGACAUCAAACAAGACAAGCCUCAGCUGUAUCUUCAACUGAUAUCACCCCAACAAAUUCAAAUUUUGGUGAUUACAAAAUUCAACACGAUGGAAAGAAUCUGUUACAAAAGAAAAGAAGAUUCAGUGCAUCGAGUCAAACAACCAAUAUUUCUUCAUAUUCUUCAAUUGAUACCAAGAAAAGAUUACAAUUUUGUAUUAAUAUUUUGAAAUUAGCUAAUACUAAUAUCAGUUCUAAAGUUGAAUUUCUUCAAGAGAAAAUCGAUGAAACUGAAAUUGCCGUUAAAGAGGAACGAGAGAAAUUAAUUGCUCAAAAAUCACAUGACUCGAAUUCAACUAAUACUACUGAACAAGCAACACAAAAGACUAAAACAGAAAUCGUUGGAACAGUUAAGAAAAUCAUACAUUUAAUAUCCAAUUUCCGUCCUUCAUCUUUGGGUGAUACUUCAGUGACUAAUGGUUUGAGUCCCGUUUCAUCUAAUGGAUCUCAAUCUAAUCAAGAUUUUGAAUUAAAGAAUGCCAUAAGAGAUAUUAUUAUGAGUUUACCACAAUCAUUACAACAACAACAACAACAACAACUGGGCCCACCAUCAAAUUCACAAGAUGAUGUGAUAUUCAAAUUUGCAAAAGAAUCACUUGUGAUGAUUAGUAAAUUAACACAAAUAUUCACUGAAAAAUUGGAUCAAGUAGAGCAUUGGGUAAAUGGAGAUGAAGAACAAGAACAAAAAUUACAACUGCAACUGCAACUGCCAGAAGGACUAGAAAAGCAACAAGAAGAUGAAAGAGAAGAAGAAAACUUAGCAGCUGAAACUAAACGAAUGAAACUAGAUGGUAGUGUGUAG
Messenger RNA from Candida albicans SC5314, 1299 nucleotides. RefSeq names its product transcriptional regulator (gene OPI1). The transcript has a single exon. NCBI's taxonomy places the organism in Eukaryota, Fungi, Ascomycota, Pichiomycetes, Serinales, Debaryomycetaceae. The record is from RefSeq and is a predicted model, not a curated record. Gene Ontology annotation, molecular function: transcription corepressor activity. Bases 1 to 1299 code for a protein of 432 amino acids. Gene Ontology annotation, biological process: regulation of transcription by RNA polymerase II; phospholipid biosynthetic process; endoplasmic reticulum unfolded protein response. Gene Ontology annotation, cellular component: endoplasmic reticulum; nucleus.